Molecule: messenger RNA, 492 nt
Organism: Labrus bergylta (ballan wrasse)
Lineage: Eukaryota; Metazoa; Chordata; Actinopteri; Labriformes; Labridae
Source: RefSeq, a predicted model, not a curated record
AGAUGAGCUUUUCACGCAUGCGCAGUCCUUCAGUCUACAUAAAACAAUCCUCGGUGGGCAUCUUGCGCUGAUCUGGUGUUGAGCAUCAUAUCCUCGAUUGAUUCACGGUAGUGAUAAUUGAACACAGCAUCAUUAUGGCAGCUAGUGGAUAUACGGUGCAGGCAGCGGUGCUCCUGCUGGCGCUCCAGCUUCUCAGUCUCGGUGCAGCAGAUGCGGAUCAGGAGACAGGGACCGUCAUCCCUGCCGAAAGUCGUCCAUGUGUGGACUGCCACGCGUUUGAGUUCAUGCAGAGGGCACUGCAAGACUUAAAGAAGACGGCGUUUAACCUGGAUGCCCGGACGGAGAUGCUGGUGCUGAGGGCGGAGAGGAGGGCUCUGUGCGACUGUAUGACCACCAACUCACUGCGCUGAACUCUGCACUCCACCUGAAGACUCUUCCACCUGCCGUCAGAAACACUGAAAAACAACCUCUCCUCAUACUAACUUAUUUACA